AUGGUUUUUGAACCGGGUAGUAGUACUGACAGCAGUAAUGCUGAUGCUGAUGCUGUUGCAAAUGCGCGGUCUGAGAUUUACGAGUUUGGGACAGAAGUUGCUUGGUGUAAGAAAUUUGUAUUACUUAAUAAUCUUGUUUAUUUGCUGAGAGAAGCUAGGUCUUUAAAGAGAUUUGAUCAUGAAAAUGUAAUCAAAUGCUACCAUUAUUGGCCUUUUGGAUUAGAAAACAAAGUUGAGUUUAACAUGAUUACUGAGCUUUAUUCUGGGAAUUUGAAGGAUUACACUCAGAAACAUCAGGUUAAAGAAAACAGUCCAGCAAUCAAGAAUUGCUGUCAACAGAUUCUGUCAGGGCUUCAUUUUCUUCACAGUCAAGAUGAACCGAUUAUUCACGAUGAUUUAAAGCGCGAAAACAUCUUUGUUGUUGGAAACUCAGGCAAGAUUAAGCUAGGAGAUUUGAGUGUCGCAACGACUGUUGAUAGUCCUGAGUAUAAUGCUGUUAUUACUCGAAGGAUAGAGCGGUCUGAGAUGUACUGUGUUGGGUUGUGUGCGCUACAGAUGGUGAAUAAGGAUGCUGCAGACAGCACAUCGCGAAAAAUGGAUUUUAGGCUGUUAAAAAAAUUACAAGACCAAGGGAUUAAGAGCUUCAUUCAGCCUGCUACCAUCACUAGUGCAGCUGCAGAGCCUGAGGGUGAUGUCGACGACAGUAACACAGCUGCUGCUUCUGAAAAUGCCCCACUGAUGGCAGAAACACUCGCAGGGCGGGAAGGUGAAACGUCUUAUGGGAGUGAUUAA
Messenger RNA from Chenopodium quinoa (quinoa), 792 nucleotides. RefSeq names its product serine/threonine-protein kinase WNK8-like. Gene Ontology annotation, biological process: intracellular signal transduction; protein phosphorylation. Bases 1 to 792 code for a protein of 263 amino acids. Gene Ontology annotation, molecular function: ATP binding; protein serine/threonine kinase activity. The transcript is spliced from 3 exons. The record is from RefSeq and is a predicted model, not a curated record. Gene Ontology annotation, cellular component: cytoplasm. Lineage: Eukaryota; Viridiplantae; Streptophyta; Magnoliopsida; Caryophyllales; Amaranthaceae.